AUUGUCUAAAGCCACAGGGAAAAUGGUGGAAAAUUCACCGUCGCCAUUGCCAGAAAGAGCGAUUUAUGGCUUUGUUCUUUUCUUAAGCUCCCAAUUUGGCUUCAUACUGUAUCUUGUGUGGGCAUUUAUUCCUGAAUCUUGGCUCCAUUCCUUAGGAUUAACCUACUGGCCUCAAAAAUACUGGGCAGUUGCAUUGCCUGUCUACCUCCUCAUUACUAUAGUAAUUGGUUACGUACUCUUAUUUGGAAUAAACAUGAUGAGUACCUCUCCACUCAACUCCAUUCAUACAAUCACAGAUAACUAUGCUAAAAAUCAGCAGGAGAAGAAACACCAAGAAGAGGCCAUCCCAGCAUUAAGAGAUAUUCCUAUUAGUGAAGUAAACCAAAUGUUCUUCCUUGCAACCAAAGAACCGUAUGCCAAAAACUCCUGUAUUUCUGUGGUAGGAGCAUGUCCCCACACUUCAGAGCAGUUUGAGAGGACCAGUUGGCUCCAUCCAGGAGGAGGGUAAAUAAACAAUAAAAUACCUGUUUUUACAGUUGAAAACCCCACAGCCAUGCAACAAGAACUAAUUACUGCUCUACCUAACAACAUGAAUGAAUAUCACACACACACAUGUUGGAGGAAAAGACAGACAUAAAAGAAUAUAUAGUGUAUUAUUCCAUUUAUAUGAAACUCAAAAUCAGGAAAAACAAACCUUUGGUGAUAAAUAUACAAUAGCAAUAUUAACCAGGAGAGGCAUGAGGGAACCCACUGGGAGCUUAAAGGUCUGGAUUGCAGUUACUUGGCUGUAACAGAAGCAUAGCCUUAAUAUCAUUUAACUUGUGCUUCUUAAAAGUGAAUCAUAGCUGACAUACCAUAUUAUAUGAAUUUCAGGUGUACAAGGGAGCAGUUUGAUACUUUUAUACAUUACAAAAUGCUCACCCCAAUAGGGUUAGUUACCGUCUGUCACCAUAUACAUUCACUACAGUGUCAUUGACUAUAUCCCCUAUGCUGUACAUUACAUCCCUGUGGCUUAUUUUAUAAGAAGUUUGUGCCUCUUAAUCCCCUUUAGCUGUUCCACUCAUCCCCCCACCCAAGAUCUGUGCCCUUGAUGUAAUUUACACAUCAAUAAAAAGGUAAAGAACAGUGCCUAUGCCCCAUCCCCAGAAAUUUUCUUUUAAUAUUUU
Molecule: messenger RNA, 1166 nt
Organism: Lontra canadensis (Northern American river otter)
Lineage: Eukaryota; Metazoa; Chordata; Mammalia; Carnivora; Mustelidae
Gene: PIGP
Product: phosphatidylinositol glycan anchor biosynthesis class P
Exons: 5
Coding region: 23-508 (161 amino acids)
Biological process (GO): GPI anchor biosynthetic process
Molecular function (GO): phosphatidylinositol N-acetylglucosaminyltransferase activity
Source: RefSeq, a predicted model, not a curated record